Molecule: messenger RNA, 825 nt
Organism: Eucalyptus grandis
Lineage: Eukaryota; Viridiplantae; Streptophyta; Magnoliopsida; Myrtales; Myrtaceae
Exons: 1
Coding region: 1-825 (274 amino acids)
Source: RefSeq, a predicted model, not a curated record
AUGUCUCUAUGGUUUGACCACUGGCACCCUAGAGGCCCCCUAAACCUGUUGUUCUCGGAGUUGCUCAUCUUUAGUUCACGGCUUUCUAGGCAGGCGACGGUAGCGGACUUGUUCUCUGAUUAUGGCCAGGCUCUCAAGGUCUCUUUGGAGUCAUGGGAGCAUCCCCUUCCCGUGCUCUCUCUUAUUCCAGACCGUUUUUGUUGGCUGGAGAACUCAUCAGGGCUGUUUUCGGUUGCUUCUGCAUGGGAGACCAUCAGAUUGAAGAAGGACUUGGUGCCUUGGUUUGCAUUCAUUUGGAGCAAUGCGAUCAUUCCUCGGUAUCAAUUCAACCUUUGGCUAAUGGCUAAAAACCGGCUUCCCACCCAGGUUCGCUUACUUUCCUAUGGAAGAAUUGAGAGUGCAACUUGUGCUUUCUGCAACUCUAGACCUGAUUCUUUAGAUCACUUAUUUUUUGGUUGCCGCAUCUCUGCUAGUCUUGCUUUUUUUUGGGCUGCGAGAUGCAACCUCCCUUGGCAAAACAGGUCUUGGUCAGAUAAUCUUCAAUGGGCUAUGAAGUUUCUUUCAGGCAAAGAGUUCCAUCACUGCAUUGCUCGGUUCUCCUUUGGAGCCCUGUGCCAUAUGAUUUGGAAGAAGAGGAACGGCAUCCUCUUCAGGGAAGAAACUUUGGUGGUCCCAGCUUUGAAGAACCACCUCAUCAAAGUGGUUAAGAAUAAGGCCUUAAUUUUUACCAACGUUGCGGACACGACUAGACAUAGGAGGUUUCAACGCAAUUGGGGCGUCGACCCAUCCAUUUUUUCUCCUUUGGUCGGGACUUCGCCCCUCUAA